Molecule: messenger RNA, 276 nt
Organism: Fulvia fulva
Lineage: Eukaryota; Fungi; Ascomycota; Dothideomycetes; Mycosphaerellales; Mycosphaerellaceae
Product: Ecp23
Exons: 3
Coding region: 1-276 (91 amino acids)
Source: RefSeq, a predicted model, not a curated record
AUGCAGUUCCUCAAAGUCAUUCUCUUCUGCGGUCUUACCGCUGCUGUCGCAGUGCCUGACCCAGUCGCGGGUGCUAUGAAUGUCAUCGCCGCCCGCGGGAACGACAUCGCCGCUCGCGGAAUCGACAAACAAAUCUCCGAGCACAAGAAAGACUGCGCGAAGGACCCAAGUCUGCUCAAAUGUUCCCAUGAAUCCAAUGUGGCACUGAUCAAGGAAUACUGCAAGCAAGCCAAGAAGAAUAAAAAGUCGAUUCCCUCCGGUGUCCAUUGCCCAUGA